ACCCCUGGCCUGAUAACCACUGCCGCCACGCUAGCGGGGCAGCCACAUACCCUGGGAGAUACUGCUGCCCCCUGCCCCAGGCACCCACACCUUGGUGACYACCAUGUCCCAGACCCAAGCCCUGAAGGUUCGUGUGGCCCUCUUUUGCAUCCUGGUGGGCAUUGUGCUGGCCAUGGUGGCCGUGGUGACGGACUACUGGGCCGUGCUGAGCCCCCACAUGGAGCACAACAAUGCCACCUGCGAGGCAGCCCACUUCGGCCUCUGGAGGAUUUGCACCACGCGCGUUCCUGUGGACGACAUUGAGGACAAGAACUGUGGCGCCAUCACCCUGCCUGGGGAGAAGAACUGUUCCUACUUCAGGCAUUUCAACCCCGGUGAGAGCUCAGAGAUCUUYGAAUUCACCACUCAGAAGGAGUACAGCAUCUCCGCGGCGGCCAUCGCCAUCUUCAGCCUGGGCUUCAUCAUCGUGGGCACCAUCUGCGCACUUCUGUCCUUCCSGAAGAAGCGGGACUACCUGCUGAGGCCAGCGUCCAUGUUCUACGCCUUUGCAGGGCUCUGCAUCUUUGUCUCAGUGGAGGUCAUGCGGCAGUCGGUGAAGCGCAUGAUCGACAGUGAGGACACGGUCUGGAUCGAGUACUACUACUCCUGGUCCUUUGCGUGCGCCUGUGCCGCCUUCGUCCUGCUCUUCCUUGGCGGCCUCGCCCUCCUGCUCUUCUCCCUGCCUCGAAUGCCCCAGAACCCCUGGGAGUCCUGCAUGGAUGCUGAGCCGGAGCACUAGGCCUCGGAAAGCUGAGCCCCAGCCCAGAACCUUCCAGACAGGAGGUGGGAGUUUCCUUCUGUCCUGUUCCCCUCUGCCCCRUUCUGUGACUGUCACGGGCUGCGUCCCCUCUCUGAACUUGUCUCUGGGUUGUGACAAGCUUCUGUGCGAACAGAGCAAAUGGACRUGAGCCCAGCCCUGGCCAGGAUCAGAGAGAACAGGGCCAGCAGGUGCACGGGUGUUUGGAGGGACCCAACUGUCCAGCAAAGACCAAGGUUGUCCUGCUGGGCCAGUUGUCUUUAAAAACCCGACAAGGACACCCUCUGCCCAUUUACCAGGUCUAGGAG
This is a messenger RNA of Urocitellus parryii (Arctic ground squirrel), 1104 nucleotides long. It is a transcript of the gene Cacng1, whose product is annotated as calcium voltage-gated channel auxiliary subunit gamma 1. Gene Ontology annotation, cellular component: L-type voltage-gated calcium channel complex; membrane. Gene Ontology annotation, biological process: regulation of calcium ion transmembrane transport via high voltage-gated calcium channel; calcium ion transmembrane transport. NCBI's taxonomy places the organism in Eukaryota, Metazoa, Chordata, Mammalia, Rodentia, Sciuridae. The record is from RefSeq and is a predicted model, not a curated record. Gene Ontology annotation, molecular function: calcium channel regulator activity; voltage-gated calcium channel activity.